Molecule: messenger RNA, 4777 nt
Organism: Gopherus evgoodei (Goodes thornscrub tortoise)
Lineage: Eukaryota; Metazoa; Chordata; Testudines; Testudinidae
Gene: KCNS2
Product: potassium voltage-gated channel modifier subfamily S member 2
Exons: 2
Coding region: 299-1786 (495 amino acids)
Biological process (GO): protein homooligomerization; regulation of delayed rectifier potassium channel activity; potassium ion transmembrane transport
Cellular component (GO): membrane; voltage-gated potassium channel complex
Molecular function (GO): voltage-gated potassium channel activity; protein binding
Source: RefSeq, a predicted model, not a curated record
CACACACACACACACACGGUUCAGUUGUCUCCCUAGCCAAAACCUCACCUACCCAUAUUUAUACAGGGCACCAACAUAUGGCAAUUGGGUUUUCUCUGCUAGCGGCUCAGCGUUUGUGACUAGACAUAGCCCCAGUGUACCCAGUGUGCGCAAUCCCAAAUGGCUCUGGACUCUGACACACUGAAAUUGGAGCUAUCGCUUUGAUUUGCAAGUGACGCUUUGCAAACUUGAGACACGAUGUAGGGGAAGCGUGAGGCGAGCAGGCAUUACAAAGAAAAUCUCGGAAGCUGUUAUUUCCAUGCAGCGCUGGAGCGUGGGGUCUAUUCCCGGCGCCCCUUGGAAGAAGCUCACUAUGCCCGGGCAGAGCCUGGAGGAUUUCUCUCUGGCUCAUUCGGAAGACAAUGAGAUCAGCAUCAACGUCGGAGGCUUUAAGAAAAAGAUGCGACCCAACACCCUACUAAGAUUUCCCGAAACCAGGCUGGGCAAACUGCUGAGCUGCCACUCAAAGGAGUCGAUAUUAGAGCUCUGCGACGAUUAUGAUGACGCCAAGAACGAGUUUUACUUUGACCGGAACCCCGAACUUUUCCCCUACGUGUUACAUUUUUACAACACCGGCAAGCUCCACGUGAUGGGCGAACUCUGCGUGUUCUCCUUCAGCCAGGAGAUUGAAUACUGGGGCAUCAAUGAGUUCUUCAUUGACUCAUGCUGCAGCUACAGCUACCAUGGGAGGAAAAUGGAGCCAGAUCAAGAGAAAUGGGGAGAGCAAAGUGACCGGGAAAGCACCUCGUCUUCCUUUGAUGAAAUCUUGGCCUUUUACAAUGAUGCUGCCAAGUUUGACAGACAACCCUUUGGAAACAUCAGGAGGCAGCUCUGGCUAGCUCUGGACAAUCCUGGCUACUCUGUCUUGAGCCGAAUAUUUAGCGUCUUGUCAAUAGUGGUCGUUCUUGGUUCCAUUAUGACUAUGUGCCUGAACAGCCUCCCAGACUUCCAGCUAGUUGACAGCUAUGGGAAAGCAGAGGAAGAUCCUCGGUUUGAAAUUGUAGAACAUUUUGGCAUUGCAUGGUUCACAUUUGAGCUGAUGGCAAGAUUUGCGGUGGCUCCUGACUUCUUGAAGUUUUUCAAGCAUGCCCUGAAUCUGAUUGACCUCAUGUCCAUCCUGCCAUUUUACAUUACCUUAAUUGUUAACUUAGUUGUGGAAAGUAGCCCGGCUUUAGCAAAUUUAGGUAGAGUAGCCCAAGUCCUGAGACUAAUGAGGAUCUUUCGCAUCUUAAAACUUGCUCGACAUUCAACUGGCCUCAGGUCUCUUGGGGCCACUUUGAAGUAUAGCUACAGGGAGGUAGGGCUUCUCUUACUAUACCUCUCUGUUGGGAUCUCCAUAUUCUCGGUAGUGGCUUAUACCAUUGAAAAAGAAGAAAACGAGGGCUUAGCCACCAUCCCCGCUUGCUGGUGGUGGGCUACAGUUAGCAUGACCACAGUUGGUUAUGGAGAUGUUGUCCCAGGGACCACUGCUGGCAAAUUGACAGCGUCUGCAUGCAUCCUAGCUGGUAUCUUGGUGGUAGUGCUUCCUAUAACACUCAUCUUCAAUAAAUUCUCUCACUUUUAUAGGCGUCAGAAGCAGCUAGAAAGUGCCAUGAGGAGCUGUGAUUUUGGUGAUGGAAUGAAAGAGGUUCCAUCAGUCAAUUUAAGGGACUAUUAUGCUUAUAAAGUUAAAUCCCUUAUGGCCAGUUUUACCAAUCUGAGCAGGAGUACUCCCAGCGAACUAAGCCUAAAUGAUUCACUGCAUUAGACUGCAGGUCUGACAGCAGUUUGCAUGAUGUGCACCAAGAGCUGUGUUUAUAAACAUUUUCCUAUUCCUUGUUUUUUCUUCUAGCAUAUAGUGUUGCUGACAUUGCACUAACUUUGCACCUAACAAGAAAUUUAGUUGCAAACUGACAGCUUGCACAUUUCCAUCCCGUUGCAUAGAAACAAAAUGCUCAUUUUUCUAGACAAGUGUUACUGUGUCCAUGACACUAGUGCUAGUGGUGCAGUGCUGGUUUGUUAUUUGCUUGUUUCCUUUAGAUGUCCUUGUGUGAGCAGAGAAAUGAGCUGAUCCAGGGGAAAACCCACAACUGUGAAAUUAACAAUGAAAUAAUCUGUUUUCACUUACAAUGAUGUGACAACUCUUAAUAGCUGUACAUUUCCCAGUUAGUUUAAAACCUUCCCAAGGCAGAUUUUAAAAAGAGCAUUUUAAAGUAUCUGACACUAACUGCAAGUUAAAAACUUACCUGUGAAUAGUUUACAUAGUAACACAUUGCCACCUUGUUAUGCCUGCUAAUACUAAUGUUAACCACCUCUGAAAACACAAGUGAGUGUCGCAGUUCAGGGAAAAUUGGCAUUUGUUCAAGAGCACGUGUAUUAAAGCACUGGGUGGUCUUUUGAAAUUAAACACAUAGUGAGAUUUUCAAACGCACUCGGAAUUGUCUGUCUCUGCCUCCAGCCACAUCAGAAGAAAAAAUCCCAUUGCCCUCAUUGGGAGCAGAAAUAGGCCAAUACUGAGAACUUCUGAAAAACAGACCCAAAGCUUUUAAAUUAUGGGAGCUUUAAGGCCACAUUUUCAAAAGUGGUCUACAGCCCUGGUGCUCAUUGACUUCAGCUGGAGCUGCAGACAUUCAGCAUCUCUGAAAGUCAGGCCCAAAGGAAGGAAGAAGGAAGUUGGGCUUCAGAGGAAGUUGGGCUCUCCAAAAUGGAGGCAUCCAACAAUUAGAAGCCACAUGUGAAAACUUGGGUCUCUCUAGAGUAUGGAAAUAUUCCAAAAUGAAUGAUAAAGGCAUUAUUUUAGGAGCUGACAUUUACCUACUGAAAGAUGACUAAUUAAAAAGAUAGCAUAUGUAUUUCUGAGAUACAACCUAAUUUUGUCAGGGAGGACUCUUGAUGCUUGGCAUGAGAAUUAAAACAGGUGUCCAUGGUAAAUAAUCUCAUUAAGAUUUCUGCAGAUGAAACUCUAGGGGAAUAAAUAUAGCUAGUAUUUCUACUUAAAAAAUGGUUCAGAAAAGGACUCCUGUCUCUCAGUUCAGGAAGAAGCAUUAAGGCCAAGACCAAGAAAGGGCACUUAUUGGAUCAGAUCCUUUGAUGAUGUAAAGCAGCUGAGAAUCUGCCCUAGUAUUUGUAAAAUCUGUUUUAAAUAAGACAGCAGAUCUUGAUAUUUAAUUGUCCAAGUCAUGACUCUGCAUAAACUAAUCUUAUGAGUGCUUAAAGUUGUUUCUCCCUGUCCACUGUAAUGGUUUAAGGAUCAAUACUCUCAGCUCAGACAAUGCCCUCUCUACCAUACUAUCAUAUUUCCUGUUUACUAGAGAACUGUGCUGUCAAGCAAACUACCAGUACUCCGCUGGCAAAAUGGCUCUUUUCUGUUCAAACGCUGCUAUAUUGCCAUCCAGUUAUCUAUUGUUUUCAAGUCAAUUUGUGGUAUAGCAAUUUAUGAAGAUAAGGUGGGUUCAGAGAAUAGGUUCAAAUUAGGGAGAUUAGGAAGUGUCUUAAAGCACUAAGGCCAAAAUUGUCACAUUUGGCAGACUAAAAUUAGACAUCGAAAUAAUAUUCAGGCACUUGAACAAAAAGGGCCUAAUUAUCACGGAUGCUGAGCAUCCACAGCUCACCUUGGGUCAGAAGGACAUAGGAGUUGUCAAACCACAGCAGACCAGCUGUGGUCCAGCUAAUUCAGUGUGCUGUUUCUGACAGUGGCCAGCACCACAUGUUUUAGAAGAAGGUAUAAGAACUCUGUAGUAGGUAGAUGUGGAAUAACCUGCCCAUAAUGCAAAUUUCUUCCCAGCCCCCUUCAGUUAGUGGUUGGCUUAUGCCCAGAAGGAAGCAUGGCAUUUAUAUCCCUUCUAAAUGUUUUUGUUUAAAAAAAAUCCGUAUUGAUGUCCAUAUAUUUCUCUGUAACUUCAGCAGGAGAUAUGAGUGGUCAGAACCUCAGAAAAUUUGACAGUUUAUAUUUAAGCGUCUGACUCUGGAUUUAGGUGCCUAAAUUUAGGCAUUCACAUUUGAAAAGGUGAGCCAAUGCUUUUGCCUCUGGAGGACUGAGAUCAAUUUCUGUGUUGGGUCACAGGUGUAGUUAAAUUUGGUGGUCUCAACCUAGUACUGAACUGGAACAUUUGGACACUACCAUCAAAUCUGGAAUGAUAAUCAAAAGAAGCACAGCACUAGAUUAUGGGCAUUUCAGGUCAGGAUUGAUAUACCUGGAAAGAAGUAUGUGGGAGGUCUUGCAUAGCACUUAUACACAGAGUAGGCUGAGUCCUGCAGAGCUGGCAAAAAUUUCCAUUGAUGCCAAGGAUAAUUUGGCCUUCAUUAGGUUUACCAGUUUGUGGUCUAUGCAGAAUCACUCUCUAGCCAGGGGUCUUAUUUUCUCAGCUUCACAAUCAAAGAAUUCACAGAGUUUUAAAAAAAAAUCCUAAAUAGUAUAUUAUUUUUAGGCCAGUUAUUUCUGCAGACAUGUAGAAUUGUCGAAGGGUCAUGAAUUCCCCCAGCUGUUAGUUUAGCAUUGCAAAGUUUGGAUUAUUUAAAUAAGAUAUAUAUAAUCUUGUCUUACAGAUUUAUUAUUCAUAGGGACAUUGUUCAGUCAUUUCUUCAGAAAUUGAAUGGAAUGUUUCCAAACUGCAUUUUAUGAAAGAAAAUGAAGUUCCCCAAGGAGUCACUAUUUUUAUUGUAUUGCUUGUAAGGAAUUUUCAAUAUUGCUUUUUUUAUAUAAGUGCUAUGGAUCAAAGAUGCUAAGUAAAUAAAGUACUGCAAUUUAGUAUGCACUCAU